CGCGGCUUAGCACAACUGCCACGGCGUGUCCUUGUUUAUAAACGCACUGAAACGUCUACCAAACACAAUUAUGAACCAGUCACCACAUCAGUCAUCUGUCAGAACAUAAGGUGACGUUGUGGAAUUCAGAUGCGCUGAGAGACUAUAAAUGCAGACAUGCUUGAGUCUGAAUGACAUAUCGUUAGUUAUUCCUGAGAACUUCAGAGAGAUUCAGACAGCAUGGCUCCCCACACACUGCUGCUACUCCUGGCUCUGGUCACUGGCACAUCCUGCUCACGGUUCACAGGUGGCCUUAUGGGCUACUACCCAAAGGGACGAGACAUGCAUGGAAACUAUCAGGUGGAUCUGCGGUUCAAGGACAGCUUCCUGGGCUCCUGUAGGCUUCAGAACCCCUGGAGCUGCUACACUGGGGACUGCGGGACCGUUGCUUCAACUCAAAUUAGCACUGUAUUCAGUGGAACCGAGGCUUGUCAAAAUGAGGGAAUCCUGACCCUUAAUGUGACAACGAACAAGCCUUUUGAAAUGCACUACAGUUCAUGUUGCUGGGUGGGGAAUGAAGAGACUAAUUCUGGCCGCUGGAAUUUGGUGUCACAUGUGGAUCUGGGAAUCAGGUCAGACACAAGAGCUCCAAAUAGAUCUCCACUAAUGACUAUCCUGCCAGUUAUCAGUCUUGCAAAGAACUGUCCUGCCACAAUCAAACUGUUGAGUCAUGACCAGGAUGGAGACCGGGUCAGAUGUAGAUUUGAAAAUAAUGGUAGCUGUAGUGUGUGUGCUUCCCACGCACAAUUCCACCUGGAUGAAGAGACCUGUGAGCUGCAUUACCGUGGCAAUGCUGCCACUGGUACCCAUGUGUUUGAAAUUGCUGUGGAGGACUUUCCCAGAAAAAAUAUCUGGCUAUCUUACUCUGAUGGAACUCAAAAAGUAAAACACCCACUGCCUUCAACUCCCAGUAGCUCUGUAACACCAAUAAGCAAGAUUCCUUUACAAUUUGUUAUCAAGGUGAAGCCGUCAUUGCAGAACUGUACUGCAGGCUUGCUCUUACCUGCUCUUGUGGAUCCAAGUCCACAAUAUGGAGACAUCUUGAAUGCCGCAGUCGACAAGCCCCUGGAAAUCCACAUUGCUGCACAGGCUCAACAGUCAAAGCUUACUGACAUAGUGGUGACUGGGCCUUUAAGGAUCUUUAACAUCUUUGAUAUUGAAUCUGGUGAAAUGAUCACAAAAUGGGCGCCAACAGACAGAGAUGUGGGUGACCAUUUUCCUGUCUGCUUCAGUGCAGAGUCCCAAAGUGGGGACCAUGUCUACCAUUCAGCAAUGCGAUGUGUCAUUGUGAGGGUUGUACCUAAAAUGGGUGAAGCCACCGUGGUUUGCAAUGAGAAAACCAUGACAAUUGCAGUUGAGAGGUCCUUAGUCCAUGGAUUGAAUGGAACUUCCCUAAGCCUCCUCGACCCGUCAUGCACAGUGUCUUCCAAUAACACCCAUGUGUUCGCCAUCACCCCCCUGGACGGCUGUGGGACACUCACUAAUGGGACAGGUGAAAAUGUCACCUUCAGUAAUGAACUUAAGAAGAUAGAAAAAGCUGGCAGUAUCAUGACUAGGACAGAGGACGUGGAGAUUGAGUUCUCGUGUACCUACUGUAAAAAGGGGGGUGUAUCUACAUACUUCAAGGCACGCAAACUUGGCAUGAUGUAUGCAGAGGAUGGCUUUGGCAAGUUCUCCUUUGAGUUCCAGUUCUUCCACAGUCAGCAUUAUGAAAUAAAUGUGGACCCCAGUACUUACCCCAUCGAAGUAAGGCUGAAGGAAAUGAUCUACAUGGAAAUCAAAUCAAAAUCCUCCCUUCAAAACACCGUGCUCUUUGUGGAGUCCUGCAAAGCCACCCCAGAAGAUGGCCCCAACCACGCCACAUUUUACAGCAUCAUUGACAAUGGCUGUAACAUGGAUAAAACUCUGCAAGUGUAUCCAUCUCAGAGCAAUGAAUUCCGCUUUGGAAUGCAAGCGUUCAAAUUCAUUGGGAUGCACACUGAGGUGUACAUCAGCUGCUCAGUCAUGCUGUGUCUGGCUGGAGAUCCUAACACAAGGUGUGCACAAGGGUGCAUCAGUCAGAGCCAUGUUGCUAAGAGAUCUGUGCCUGGACAGACUGUCAGUCACGACAUAAUGCAGGGCCCAUUGCGGCUGAAGAGGAGCUUGUAUGAUGAAGGUCUCCGUGUUCUCAAUGCUCCCAUUGUAUACAUCAACACGAAUGUCCUGGCUGUAACCUUCCUGGCUGCCGUGGCCCUUGUGUGUGCAGUGCUGGUCUACAAGAUAAAGAAGUCAAGCGUCGGUUACAAACAACUUCCCUCCCCUAACAUCGAGGCAGUGAACACAGAUAUGUCAGAAUAAAAGUAAAGUUAGAUUUCAUAAAACCUUGAAUCACAUUAUUUAUUAUAAAUUGUAAUUCUAAAAAAUGUCACAGUUAGGAAACAUUUGCAUUUGCACAAACAAAUUUAAAUGCAAUUACAAAUCAUAUCCAAACAACAUGUUGGAAUGCACAUUAAUAUUGGGGUAGUAUGUGAUAAAAGCUUAAAACAGUUAAAAGAGUCGCAAUUAAAUCUGUACAGAGACAGAGUAGCACUCUAGGCUCAUUCCUUCCAUUUAAUAAUAAGAAAGCUGAAAUAUUUAAAUUAUUAUAUUUAUAAUGUAAGUCAAGUCAGAUUUUCAAUUGAGCUUAGUACUCCACAUUUUAUUCACUGUCACAUUUUAAUGGAAACUUUGCUCAUUAUUUAUAAUAUUUACACAUGGGUUGCUUUUCUCAUUGUUAAACAACUUUAAUUGUUAGACUCUCUUGUUAUUAUAUUUGGUGCAGAAAAUUAUAGAAAAUGAAGGGCAUUUUGUAGAUGGUCUGCUUUGAAUUCUGAAAACAAAUGGAUGUGGUAUUUUAUAAAUAUCAAUAAAGCACAUAUCAACAACA
This is a messenger RNA of Conger conger (European conger), 2944 nucleotides long. RefSeq lists its product as uncharacterized. The transcript has 14 exons. Bases 220 to 2376 code for a protein of 718 amino acids. The record is from RefSeq and is a predicted model, not a curated record. NCBI's taxonomy places the organism in Eukaryota, Metazoa, Chordata, Actinopteri, Anguilliformes, Congridae.